Messenger RNA from Cynara cardunculus var. scolymus (artichoke), 1404 nucleotides. RefSeq lists its product as uncharacterized. The transcript is spliced from 3 exons. Gene Ontology annotation, molecular function: nucleic acid binding; zinc ion binding. The record is from RefSeq and is a predicted model, not a curated record. Bases 1 to 1404 code for a protein of 467 amino acids. Lineage: Eukaryota; Viridiplantae; Streptophyta; Magnoliopsida; Asterales; Asteraceae.
AUGCCGACAAGAAGGGAGAACCCCGAUAUAGCGCAACUCGUGUCUGACCAACUUAUCGCUGCACUACCGAAUAUAGUCAGCCAAGUGGCUGCUGGAUUGAAUGCCAACCAAACUUCAAACUCUGAAUCUACACCUCCACGAGAAUGUACUUAUAAGACUUUCAGAGCUUGUAACCCCAAGGAUUUUAAUGGAACUAAAGGAGUGGUGGAAUUACUAUUGUGGCUAGAGACCGUGGAGUCUGUUUUGCACAUUAGCAAGUGCACCGAAGGAAAUAAGGUCGAGUAUGCGGCAUGCCUAUUGCAAGGAAGGGCACUAACUUGGUGGAACACUAUAGUUCAAAUCAGAGGCCGAGAAGCGGCUAACCGACUGUCCUGGGAGGAGUUUAAGAAACUGAUAAAAGACGAAUACUGUCCGAGGAGUGAACUCCAAAAAUUGGAAAUAGAGUUGUGGAACCUCGAAAUGAAAGGAGACAAUAUCUCUGCGUAUACAACAAGAUUUCAUGAGUUGGCAAAUCUUGUGCCACAUCUGGUGUCAUCAGAGGAGACUAUUCAAGAGGCGGUAGAAAUUGCCACAAAACUCACGAACAAUGCUGUGCGAUCCGGAGGGUUGGCCAAGGGAAAACGGAACAUAGAAGAGUAUGGGGACCGAAGAAUUAGAGGGAAAUUCGACAGAAGCAAGAGAAUAACAAGGAAUUUUGGAGCCCAAUCACAGGUGGUAAGGCAGGGUGAUGCAGAAAGAUGCAACAAGUGCAAAUUUCCACACCGAGGGAAUUGUAUCAUCUGCCAGAGGUGUUGUCUAGGGGGCCACACGGCAAAGGACUGUCGUAGGCGCUUAUGCUAUGAGUGUGGGAGCCCAGACCAUAUAAGGAAUGAUUGCCCAAAGCGGAAAACAGGGGCAAAUGCAAACCAGAAUCAACAAAAUAAUGCGGGUAAUUCAAGAAGUCAGGCUCGAGGGAGAGCUUUUGAAUUGGGAGCCAGGGAAGCCAGAGAGGAUCCCAAUGUAGUUUCAGGAAUGGACUGGCUAUCCAAAAAUCAAGCUGAGAUUGUUUGUUCAGAAAAACUUAUUCGAAUUCCCCAAAAGGGAAUGGAGCCAAUUGUGGUCCAGGGAGAUAAGUUUGACCGAAUGCUUAAGCUGGUAUCCUGCAUAAAGAUGCAGAAGUACUUAAGGAAGAAUUACACUGCAUACCUGGCCCAUGUGAUUGACGGAAGGAUCAAGGAGAAUAAGGUUGUGGACGUACCGGUAGUUCGAGAUUUUCCCGAUGUUUUCCCUAAGGAAUUACCAGGUCUGCCCCCACAGAGACAAGUCGAGUUCGGUAUCGACUUAAUUCCUGGAGCUGACCCAGUAGCAAGGGCGCCAUAUCGCUUGGCACCCUCGGAAAUGCAAGAGAUGUCGGCCCAACUCUAG